AUGAUUGAGACGAGGCUGCUGCUGCGGCGAGCGCAGCUGACCGGCGACAUUCCUAUCCUUAUAGAUACUCGAGCAUUGCUGAUUGAAGAACUACUAGGCGCAAUCAACACACCUCAUUGCAGCGCUUCGAUGAGCACACGGCGCCUUACAAACUCCUCGAAAGAAUUCGUGUCAAUCUGCACGACACGGCUCGGCGUUGACAGCCUUACUAUCUCGUCAUCUGCAUCCCGGAUCAGUGACACCGCGUUCGAAGAUGCCAUCCGAGAGUACCGACUUGAGGAGCAGCAUGAUGCAGAGGCUAGGGAGUUGUAA
Molecule: messenger RNA, 312 nt
Organism: Suillus clintonianus
Lineage: Eukaryota; Fungi; Basidiomycota; Agaricomycetes; Boletales; Suillaceae
Exons: 4
Coding region: 1-312 (103 amino acids)
Source: RefSeq, a predicted model, not a curated record